Gymnodraco acuticeps is the source of this 3570-nucleotide messenger RNA. RefSeq lists its product as uncharacterized. NCBI's taxonomy places the organism in Eukaryota, Metazoa, Chordata, Actinopteri, Perciformes, Bathydraconidae. The coding region runs from base 120 to 2795 and encodes 891 amino acids. Gene Ontology annotation, molecular function: RNA binding; metal ion binding. Gene Ontology annotation, biological process: negative regulation of DNA-templated transcription. The record is from RefSeq and is a predicted model, not a curated record. The transcript is spliced from 11 exons. Gene Ontology annotation, cellular component: nucleus.
UGAAAGAUGCUCCACGGGACGAUUGAGUGAUGGCAUGAGUGAUGGUGAUAACCUCGGUUAUGUUUGCCAUUUAACUAUUUCCACAAGAAGACACAACUAUCUAUGACGAGCGAAAUAAAAUGGCUUUCGCAAACCUGUUCUCGAGACUCUCUGCUGUGGAAGAGGAUGACAGGAGCCCUGCUCAGCAAAACUUUGCUCACAGGAACGAGCCUGAGAAUGGAAAACGAGGCAAUGCAAGAAAGAGGAAACCCCAGAGUGAGGAGACUGGCCCCAAUAAAAAGAAGCAAUUUCACCAAGCCCAGACAACUAGAGGCAAUAAUGCAUCAUCCUUCAGAGGCGGAGGCGUCAAGGCCAUGCACCACCAUAUGCAAAACACUCAGAGUGAACAUACAAUCACCAAGGGUCAGAAAUACAGAACUAAAAAUAACCAUAAUGGGACCCAGCAGCAGCAGAACUCGGAGAGGCAGAUAAAUCGGCAUCAGCAGAGGGACAGAUGGACCCCUGCUAACAGAGGUGGGGGCCAUCAGUCUAGACCUGCCUGGGGAAGAGGUAGAGGAGACCGUAAAUAUAAAAGCAAUAAGCAGGAGGUCCAAGUGCAACGUCCGAGGUUCAUGACUGAGGAGUUCAAGGACCAGAAUGCUAUGCUGGUGAACGGGCGCUUAGUUUGUCGACAUUUCCUCUGGGGAAGGUGCAUCAAGGAGGACACGUGUCAGCUGGAACACUUUAAGGGUUACAAUGAUCUCGUCAAAGAAGUGUGCAAAUUCUACAUUAUAGGAUUCUGCCAAAAAGGAGAGAGCUGCCCAUACAUGCAUGAGUCCUUCCCCUGCAAGUUCUUCCACAGAAGAGGACAAUGUUCUAAAGGAGCAGACUGCAAGUUCUCCCAUGAGCCUCUUAAUGACAUCACAACCAAACUGUUGGAUGAGGCAUUACAAAAGGAAAAGGACCUCAUUGAACUAACAAAACAAUCUGAACGGGAGUCUUUGCGACAGCCAGAGAACACAGAUGAGUCAGAAAUGAUAGAAGCAGACAAGACCCCCGAUAUACCCCUGCAACCACUCAGGCCUGUCUUUUACAACAGCGCAGAAGCCAAUACCGAGAAGGAAACCACGCUAUGUGCGACUGAAGCACUGACUGAUGAGGCAGCUGUCCCACCACGUGCACCGGAAGAGGCCCAACAUCAACCCCCCCAGUCAAGUAAUCUUAAUCCUGAGGAACCAGUCUGUUAUUCAGUGGAAGCCGUUCUUGGACCUCAAUUGUUCAAACCUUUCCCUCGCCUCUUUACAACUCCUGGAUGUGAAGAAUUUGGCACUUCAGGCUCUGCAAACCCAAAGGAAGUUCCUUACUCUGUGAAUGCUGUUCUCAGGUCCUUUAAAUCAACCCUUCCUAUUGUACAAACUGUAUCCUACACCCCAAAAACCGAAGGUGAUGAGAUCGCUUAUCCUCUGCUAAGCUCAGAAACUCCAAAUAAGAAGGUCUUGUAUUCAGAAAAUACAAGAAAUGAAGUGAACAAAUCUGAAAUGUUCAAGAGCCUCAAAGUGCACACUGGCCUGGUUUCCAAGACCUGCCCUAGUCUUACUCCGGCCUACAGGGACUACACGAAGCAAAGUGACUGUCGGCAAGAAUCUCUGAACCCCAGAACUGCUCAUGAAGUCAAGUUGGGCUUGCUGCAUACUUCUGUCACUGUGGCAAAGAAGUCCUCCGAAAACAAAGAUGUGAGAGGGAGCAUGCACCUGCAUGCCGAUAUGACAAGCUCCAUUAACUGUAAGAGUGAAGGUGGAAGCACUACUCACAGAAGCAUUUUGCCAAGAGCCCCUAAUAAGACUACUCCCAAACAGCCUACGCAGUUGAGGCCACAUAUCUCUGUUCUGACGGUUGACCCACAAGCCUCAGUAAAGCCUUCUCCCUCUUCAAGCUUCACCACAUGUAAAGGUGGAGCUGCUGCUGCUACAGUACAACCUGUCACCGGCUCCAUUAAUACAACUGAUCCUACAAACUCUGUCAGUCGUCAUUCUGCAGCCAAACAACCCACUGAGAUACCCCCGCCCUUCAAAAACACACAGUCUGGCCUCAAAUGUGGCACGCAGGAGCAUCGUUCAACUGAAAUCACAGCCGAGUGCAGCAGUAAAAUGACACAUGACACUGAUUUGGUCGUUGGAUGUACAAAGACCCCGAGAACACCCUUUCAUAGCCUUUUCGCAAGCCCAAUCACUGACACUCUGCAGCACAUAGACGAUUCUGUAAGAACAUCCUCUUGUCCUCAAUCUCCCCCCCCAGAGUCUGCCGAUCGCACAAGUGUUCAUGUUAAAAGUGCGCUUGAGACGGAAAAAGCCUCUGCCAGGUCCUUCCUCAGCCUGUUUGCUGCCCCCCUCAGUGCUGCUCCUAACCCAUGCAUGCAGCCUCAGACAGAGGAUUUAAAGACUUCCUCUGGUCCGCAACAGUCAAUUAAUAAUGAAACGAACUCCAAACAAAGCACUUCUAAAUUAGAGAAACAUCUGCCACACCAGGUUAUAAAUGCUGUCAAAGAACUCGCUCAUGUUCCAAGAUCACCCAAUUUGUCACCUAAUCCUAAAGUAGAAAAUAAAGACAGUUCCUUGGCUCUUGUUGAUCAGCCUACGAAGCAGAAGCUGGUUCCUGUCCGUGGCGUUGUGUCUGAUUCAACCCAUGCUCAUCAGCAGCUGCCUGACAUCUCACCCCACAAAGGAUCUGCUGUAGCAUCCACUGCACAUUCCGUUCUUAAGAAUCUCUUUCUUAGCCUGAGCCCGUACCAACAGGAUGCAGAGCAACAGGGAGAGUGAAAAGAUGGAUAAAACGGUCAAGGGGUGUGUCUUUGUGAAGCAACUGUUAUGGAAAAAGAAGGUAGACAUUUGAAUGUAAGUACUGUAUGGGGAAUCCUUUUGUACACAUGGCACAUGCAACGGUUCCCUUUAUUCCACUUUUUUUACUCUGAUCACUUACUGUUUUAUCAUAAUAUGAAAUGUUGACAGUUGCUGUAUAUUUUAUGAUUUAUCGUCAUAUCCCGUGAAGACACCAAAACCAACAAUGUGUCAGUCUGUAUUUCACAGCGUUACACCUUAUCUGUGGAUCUCUGCCCAAAGCCUAUUGGUUGCUACUGAAGAGGUCAAAUCUGGUCAUAAAUAUGAAGUAUAAUUUAAAGCCGUGUUAAUUGCACGGCUCGAUGGAUGGCACUUUGGUCGGUUUGUCGAUUUACCAUUUCAGUCCAACUAAAAUAUCCAAAAGACAACAGGAUGGAUUGCUAUGUCACAGAAAAUAUCUGUGAAGGUUAUCUUCUCAACAAAGAGAAUGGUUCAAUGUUGACGUGUUUCCCAAAUCACCCAAGGACCUUCUAAGGCUCCACUGUUUCUGACAUUACUGUUGGAAUACUGUUAUGUGAAACCACACUUAUAAUAAUGAUUAAUCAUGCCUUGUGGUCCGUAAUGAGGACAUUCAUUUCUUUGUUUACAACAUUUCAACCUUUCUUUUGAUCUUUUGUCAUUUUUGUUGCAGUCUUUAACUUAUUUGUUGUGCACCGUCAAAAUUGUAAUAAUUGAACAUUAAAAUAUUUUAAACAUG